UAGUCUUUCCUCCAUAUCCAGUCUAGUUCCUCGCUGAAAAAUGAUUAACUGUGGUUCAAGAAAGCACUUCUUUUUAUUUAUUUAUAUUAUAGCCAUAUUUAUUCCAAAAUUAAUCUUGGCUCAAAACUGUGGGUGUGCGGAAGGUUUGUGCUGCAGCAGAUGGGGUUAUUGUGGCACUGGAAAUGCAUAUUGUGGUCAAGGCUGUAAAGGGGGGCCUUGUUUUAUUACAGAAAACUAUGGAAUUUCAUCAGUUUCUCAAAUUGUUUCUGAACCAUUUUUCAAUGGAAUUGCUAAUCAAGCUGCUCCAAACUGUGAAGGCAAAGGAUUUUACACAAGAUCUGCCUUUCUUGAAGCUCUCAGGUCUUAUCCUCUAUUUGCAACUGCUGGUUCUUCUGAUGAUAAUAAGCGUGAAAUUGCUGCUUUCUUUGCUCAUGUUACCCAUGAGACUGGACAAAUGUGCUAUAGAAAUGAGAUAAAUGGUGCAUCUAGGGACUAUUGUGAUGAGACAAAUACAGAGUACCCUUGUGUCCUCGGCAAGAAAUAUUACGGCCGUGGACCGAUACAAUUGUCAUGGAAUUUCAACUAUGGACCGGCGGGGAAAGACAUCGGAUUCGAUGGCGUAAACGACCCCGAUAUCGUGGCUAGAGACAGUCUCAUAGCAUUCAAAACUGCGUUUUGGUAUUGGAUGAAUAAUUGCCAUUCUCUCAUAACUUCUGGCCAUGGUUUCGGGGCGACGAUUCGAGCCAUUAAUGGUCCGCUUGAGUGUAAUGGUGGAAAUCCAGAGCCUGUUGCCAGAAGGAUUCAAUAUUACACUGAGUAUUGUCAGCAACUUGGUGUAGAUACUGGGAAUAAUCUCACUUGUUAGGAGUCUUGAAAAAGGUUAAGUUUUCAGGAUAUGAUAUAUAUAUGUUAAUUCUAUGGUGACUGAAUUAGUAAAGACUAGAAAAUGGAAAUUUAGUCGGUUUAUUCCUAUAUAAGGAAUUGUAAUGUAAUGCAAAUUUCAUUUAAGAGCGAAUUAAAGGAAAUUACUAUAUGAGUUUGAUUCA
Molecule: messenger RNA, 1046 nt
Organism: Nicotiana tabacum (common tobacco)
Lineage: Eukaryota; Viridiplantae; Streptophyta; Magnoliopsida; Solanales; Solanaceae
Product: endochitinase EP3
Biological process (GO): cell wall macromolecule catabolic process; chitin catabolic process; carbohydrate metabolic process
Molecular function (GO): chitinase activity; chitin binding
Source: RefSeq, a predicted model, not a curated record